AUGGAAAAAAUCUGGGAAGAAGUUGAAUCACACAUAGAAUCUAUAUCGAAAAACACCCGUGCCACGCAAUUCAACAAGGAAUUUUGCAUUGAUAUUGAAAAAAAUGUGAGGGUUACGUAUCAAACAAUCUCGCCGCUGAAAACGAGGUACGAGCCAACUGGUGAGAAUGACUUAAUGUUUAAAGGGUUGAGUACUUAUGUGAAGGUGUUGUCGACGUUGGAGAAAGUUGUACAGUGGGCAGCAAACCCGUCGAGUAAUGCUAGUCUUAUUCUUUUGUUACAAAGAUUGAAUCUUAUAGAUCCUAAAACGCUCUUGACCAACCUCCAAAAUGCAGUAGUCGCAAUAGUAAAAAUACUAGCACACUCAAGAGGAUCACUACCGGACGAAUCAAGUCAUAUUUCAUUUCCACAACCAAAAAAUCCAAUAUUAUUUACUCCUGCACAACUAGUUCAAAAUGCAGAAGUUGGACCCGAUCCGCCGAAAUCAAUAUUCGAAAAAACGAUCAGCUGGCUGAACUCUGCUAUUCGAGAUGAACACAUAAAGCAAUUCGAUUAUGCGGAAUUUACAGAGUUUAUGAAUAUUGGUCAAGGUGGAUUCGGAGAAGUUAAACGCGCAUAUUGGGAUGGUACGAACCAGGUAUAUGCGCUAAAGUCAAUUAAACCACAAGAAGAAACGUCGAAAGAGGAAAGAAAUCUUUUAGUUCGUGAGAUUAAAAUGUUGUACACUUUAAGACAUCAUGAUAAUGUUGUUCGCUUUCACGGAAUUUCUUACAAUGAAGCUGAACGUACACAUUACUUAGUAAUGCAAUACGCAAACGGUGGUACUCUUCGAUCGUAUCUCCAUACAAAUUUUAAAUAUCUUACAUGGCAAGAUAAGCGACGAAUCGCCGAAGAAAUAGCAAACGGACUAUUUUGUAUUCACAAAGAAAAUAUAAAUCAUCGUGACCUGCAUUCAAAAAACGUCCUCGUCCACGACGGUCGAAUGAUGAUAGCAGACUUUGGCCUAGCAAAACUUCUAGACAGUCAAGAUGUCUCGAAGACCGCUGCCGGAAUGGUAGCUUACAUAGAACCACAAUUAUACAAGCAAUUGCACUAUAAACGUGACAAACAAUCAGACAUCUAUUCGUUCGGAAUACUCCUCUGGGAAAUCUCAAGCGGUCGCAUACCAAACAUAAGACCGGCAGAAGUCGUUCAUGGGUACCGUGAAUUACCUAUUGCUGGUACUCCAAAAGAUUACUUUGAGCUUUAUACACAGUGUUGGGAUGACAAGCCGAAUAAAAGGCCAAGUAUCGAACAUAUUAUUAAGGGUAAGCGGUUGGAGGAUAUGAGGUUUGAGCCUGUUUUGUCGAAAGAAGAAAUUGAUGAAAUGAGUGCAAAACGAGUUAAUUAUGAUAGCGAUAGUAAUAAUAGUAAUAGUACAGAGCCUAAGGUUGACAUUAGUGAAAAUGACAUUUAUCUGUUACCUUAA
Messenger RNA from Ambispora gerdemannii, 1467 nucleotides. The record is from the annotation of a GenBank genome assembly. Lineage: Eukaryota; Fungi; Glomeromycota; Glomeromycetes; Archaeosporales; Ambisporaceae.